AUGAGAAGCGACUGGGGAGAUGGAGACCACGACGCGGCGGGCGUUAGCCCAAGGAUUUCAUUCUCCAACGACUUUGCUAUCUCUGACGAACUCACCUCUGCCGGCGGCGACCAUGAUGCCACUGUCGACUUUGAUUUCGACUUCGACUUCGACUUCACCCUCUGCCCCGAUGUCCCCACCCUCGCGGACGACCUCUUCUCCGAAGGUAAGCUCCUGCCACUCCCCAUCAAGCGCCCUCCCACCACCACCUUCUCCUCGUCUCCCCCGCCGGCUCCCUCUCCUGCAAAUCCUCCCCCUAAGCAGCUGCCCGCAACGACAUCGUCCGACCGGAACGGCGACAGCCCUCAGGAUGUCACGGCGAACUCCCACGAGAACCUCGCCGGCGGGAGGUCUUUCUCCCUGCGCAAGGCCCUGGUCUGGAGCAGCGGCAGUCGUUUGCUGCGGAGCAAGUCCUCCGGCGCAUCGCCGGAGUUACAAAACAUCAAGCAGUGGUCGUCCCAAAGAAGCAGCAGUCUGAAUUUCAGCAGCGUCGGGAACCAGCGAAGGUUCAGCCGCAAUUGCCCCAUCCCAUUGCUAUGCAGGAGCAAGUCCGACAGUCCGAGAGACAUGCGAAGCUUCAAACCCUGCAACUCCCCUUCCGGCGACAACACCAAAAGCAGAGUGUACUACUACUCGGGAAAUCCGAGCUCCCGGCGAUCGUCUCAUGGCAAUAACAAAGCGGUCAGGAUCAGCCCGAUCCUGAACGUGCCGAUGCCGAGGUUUAUGGGCAUCUUCAACUUUUGCUUUCCCUACAAGCGCGGUGUGUGA
Zingiber officinale is the source of this 807-nucleotide messenger RNA. RefSeq lists its product as uncharacterized. The transcript has a single exon. NCBI's taxonomy places the organism in Eukaryota, Viridiplantae, Streptophyta, Magnoliopsida, Zingiberales, Zingiberaceae. The record is from RefSeq and is a predicted model, not a curated record. Bases 1 to 807 code for a protein of 268 amino acids.